AUGCCUUCUCCGCCUCCUCGGCAACAACCGACCCCCCGCGUUCACUCCCCCAGCCGGAUGAACCUCCGUCAUCGUGGCCUAACCCGCUCUGCGACCUUCGCGGAAGGUUCACCCGUCGGGCAGAGCCAACGCCGGAAUUCCACCUUGUCUGAUUCUGUGUCUGAAGCACGGAAUACGAUCCGAUCGUCUACAGAUGAUUUAUUCUUCCCACGUGUAACCAACUCCUCAGAUCAUGGACAGGAGGAUGAGUCCCAUUGGCAUUCAGCGCCCUUGGCCCUCGCUCUUUUACCCGCGGUUGCCGGAAUCUUCUUCCAAAAUGGCAGCGCGUUCGUCACAGACGUCACGCUACUGGCUUUGGCGGCUGUAUUUUUAAACUGGGAUUGGUACCGAUCUGCGCGAACUACCCGACAAAUAGACACGGUUUACGACAGCCCUGAGCUCUCAGUGGAACUAGAUCAGAAUGAUCAACGAUCAUCCCAAGGCUCUCAGGAAGACCAGACAGUCGCGGACUAUAAAAAAGAUGGGAGAACAGCCAGUAUCACGACCGCAGCCAGCAAAGAACUACAGACACAUGAACUCGCAGCUCUCGCCGCUUGCUUCAUCUUCCCGAUCAUAGGCACAGGGCUCCUGCACACCAUCCGAUCCAGCCUAUCACGUCCCUCUGAGGGGCUGGUCUCCAACUACAAUCUUACCAUUUUUCUGCUCGCGGCUGAGAUUCGACCCUUGUCGCACCUCCUAAAAAUGGUCCAGGCUCGAACCCUUCACCUACAGCGCAUUGUCGCAUCGUCCGACGAAGAUGGAGAAAAGUUCGACGUGAGCAAAAUCCGUGAUAUCUCGAAGCGUCUGGAGGAGCUAGAAGCCCACGUCGCAGAAACAGCCGCGGCUCGUCUCUCCCCAGCCGACCCGCCGCCACAGCAAGGCGAACCUGCUGCGGCCCAAGAACAGGAAUACAUCCAGUCUCUAGUUUCACAGGCCACCGCCGAUUUCCGCAAGGGCUUCCAGCAGGAUAUCGACGCCUUGAACCGUGCCGUACGACGGUACGAAAAACGCACCGCGCUCACCGCAUACCAAUCCGAUUCUCGACUCCAGGUGCUCGAAACAAAUGUCCGUGACGCCCUCUCACUAGCGGCAGCAGCUCAGCGGUCCAGGGGGUUCUUCGCCGUACUCCUUGACUGGACCUCUAUUGUCGUCUUUCUACCCGCGCAAAUCGCUUUGUCCCUUGCUACCCUUCCACUCCAGAUAGCAAGAGGGGUCCUUUCCAAGUACAAGGAAUUUUUCCUUGAAAGGGGCUCUUCACCCCCAAAACCAAAUACCCUUAAUAACAACAAUGAUAAUACCCAUAGCUAUAACAAAGGUAAAUGGCUGCAACCCCGCAAGCCUCGGUCUUCCUCCCAGAAAAGGCCCAAGCGUGCCACUAUCCCAGAGGAAUAA
Molecule: messenger RNA, 1431 nt
Organism: Aspergillus ochraceoroseus IBT 24754
Lineage: Eukaryota; Fungi; Ascomycota; Eurotiomycetes; Eurotiales; Aspergillaceae
Exons: 2
Coding region: 1-1431 (476 amino acids)
Source: RefSeq, a predicted model, not a curated record